AUGGAAUCUAUGCACUUGUCACGUUAUGUUCCUCUCCCCAGAGCCAAAUUGAAAUGGCAAGAGAAACCUUUGGGUUGUGAUUUCCAGGCGUACAGCGACAAAGCACCCAUACAAAUACCGAUGCUCAAGCUGAAGCAUCAUUCCGCAUUCUUCUGGGAGGAAGGAAGUAUUGAGCAGAGAGGGUUUACUAAGGAAGAGAUGUUAUCACUACAACUCAUUGAAGCGGUGACGAAAAAGGCCGCCUGGCUGUUUGGAAUAGUAUAUCUUGCGGACAAGAUAGCGGAUGCCCAUAUAUAUCGACAAACAAGAGAAGAAAAAGACAGCCGAGGCAUAUUUCUCAAGGACGCAGCGGUAGAUGUAUCUGAAGCUGAGAUGGGGAUUAAAAGCAAAUUGACAUGCGGUUUGUGUGAGCUGGAUCCGACGGUUUCUAUAAAGAACAGCGAAAGAUCAUGGGACAAUCUUUCUGCGUUGUUGAAACACCAACAUUCUGGGUUCCACGCUUCCAAACUGAGAAACGUACAUGAUACUAUUCAGAGUCACGUAACCGAGCAAGACUUGACAAUAGAGAAGACUGGUGGCAAUAGCAAAACUACAGGCACGGUACCGCAACAGCUCGUCGGAUUCAAAAAUACAGAUGUGUCUAGUAAAGGGAGAGCAGAAAACGGCACAGACAAGAGAAACCUCAAACCACCAAAACCAAGCAAAGACGACGACGCAUGGUCCACACGGUUCAGAGACCCAGAGUACACGAAUGAGGUUGAACGGCCUACUUUCAGCUUCUCAGAAGUAAUCACUGAUAGAUGUAUGGAGCAAAAUCGAAUGCCACAAGAAAACAACGAAGAAUGCAAUAGCGCUGUGCCGUCUAGUUAUGCAUAUUCAAAAUGUCUUGAGCAAGUUCCAACAGAUCAGGAAUUUUUAUCGUCACUUGAGCAGGGCAAGACCUUUUACCCUAUUCAUGAGCUUGAUAGGAAUAUAUUUGGUGAUUCUGCACCUAGGUCAUCGACUGGCGAAUUUGUUGAGCCAAAUUUGAUAAACUUCGAAGACUCAACGUCUGAAACCCGAUCGAAAGAAGACUGCCAAGAUCCUUGGAUGCUAUUCAGAGAAACUGGCGGUACGUUGUUGGAUAGUGUAUAG
Botrytis byssoidea is the source of this 1134-nucleotide messenger RNA. RefSeq lists its product as uncharacterized. The transcript is spliced from 3 exons. Bases 1 to 1134 code for a protein of 377 amino acids. Lineage: Eukaryota; Fungi; Ascomycota; Leotiomycetes; Helotiales; Sclerotiniaceae. The record is from RefSeq and is a predicted model, not a curated record.